AUGGAUCCGAACGUAACCCCUAACGAGACAGUCCAUAACGACGUCUCUAACAAAUACGACGUUGUAAUCAUCGGUGCUGGUCCAGUCGGGUUACUGCUCUCGACUUGUCUGGCACGAUGGGGCUACAAAAUCAAGCAUAUCGACAAUCGCCCUGAGCCCACAAAAACUGGCCGUGCGGAUGGAAUCCAGCCGCGAUCUUUAGAUCUUCUGCGGAAUAUGGGUCUAAAACCAGCUAUAAUGGCCCACGAGCCAGCAAAAGUCUACGAGGUUGCCUUUUGGGACCCAAGCUCGACGGAAUCAGGAAUCCACAGAACAGGGACAUGGGCUAGUUGCCCGAGCUUCAUUGAUGCUAGAUAUCCUUUCACAACCCUUUUACACCAAGGAUUGAUUGAGCGUGUAUUCAUAUCAGACCUGGAGAAGAAUGGCGUCAGUGUCCAAAGACCAUGGACGAUCAAAGGCUUCAAGACCGACGGGAAUGCAGAUCCCGAGUUUCCAGUGGAGGUAGAUUUGGAGCACGUUGACGGGAAAGGGAAGGAAACCGUGAGAGCGCGAUACCUGUUCAGUGGCGAAGGUGCACGAUCAUUCGUGCGCGACCAAUUGAAGAUCGGAAUCAAGCAUAAGGAUCCAAUCGCGCAUGUCUGGGGUGUGAUGGAUGGCGUCGUCAAGACGGAUUUUCCAGAUAUCAAAAUGAAAUGUACGAUUCAUUCAAAGCACGGCUCAAUCAUGGUUAUUCCACGAGAGAACGAUAUGGUUCGUCUCUAUAUUCAGAUCGCCUCGUCAACAGACAAAAACUGGGAUCCACGGCAGACUAAAACCGAACAAGAGGUGCAGAACUCUGCCAAACGAAUCCUUGAGCCAUACAGCAUUGAGUGGGAACGAGUUGAAUGGUUUUCUGUGUACCCCAUAGGACAGGGAAUCGCCGAAAAAUACACACUUGACCAUCGCGUUUUUAUGGGAGGAGAUGCUUGCCAUACACACAGCCCAAAAGCUGGUCAGGGCAUGAAUACCGCCUUCUUGGAUGCACUGAAUCUUGCUUGGAAAAUCCAUCAUGUCCAAGCAGGCUUUGCUGAUAGAUCUCUUCUUGAAUCCUACGAAUCCGAAAGAAAACUCAUUGCCGAGAAUCUGCUAAAUUUUGAUGCCAAGUAUGCGGCCCUGUUCUCGCAACGAGCCCCAGCCGCAAAGGAUGUUGCAGCAGCAUCUCAGCAGAGUGAUAAGACCGAAGACAAUGGAGGAGAAGAAAACCAGUUCAUCAAGACUUUCAAAGAGUCUUGCGAGUUUACUAGCGGCUAUGGCGUAGCAUACGACCCAAACCUUCUGAACUGGUCCCCUUCUCAUCCCGCACAGUCGAACCUCAUCAACCCCAGGGGUCACAAACUCCGCACAGGGCGCAUUCUCAUAAACUCCAAUGUUACCCGCGUUGUUGAUGCCAACGUUGUGCACUUGGAACAAGAAAUCCCCGUCAAUGGCUCUUUCCGGAUAUACAUAUUUGCAGGAAGGCCCUUAUCAUCUGGGAAGGCACUUCAAGACUUUGUGGAAAAUCUCAAGAAGAAGUCAUCAUUCUUCAGCUCGUAUUUACGUCCUGACAUUGACUCCGUGUCUCAUCAUGAGCGUCACAAUCCCCACAGCUAUUUCUUCACGUUCUGCACAAUUUUCAAUUCUAAAAGGAGCGAUAUUGAGAUUUCAAGAGAUGUGCCUCCUAUCUUGGCUAGGUAUAGGGACCACAUCUACGCGGACGAUAUCUGGGAUCAGAGAGUGCCUGAUGCUACGGCCGCAGCGCACGUGAAGAUGGGUCUAAAUGAGGAAACAGGUGGUGUUAUCGUUGUGAGACCGGACGGAUAUGUUGGCAUUGUCACAAGUUUGGUUGAAGGGAGUGGGCCAGUGAACGCAUUGAAUGAGUAUUUUGGAUCAUUUUGCACGAAGAAGCUAGGUGAGAGUACGGCACAUUUAUAA
This is a messenger RNA of Lachnellula hyalina, 1950 nucleotides long. RefSeq names its product Phenol hydroxylase. NCBI's taxonomy places the organism in Eukaryota, Fungi, Ascomycota, Leotiomycetes, Helotiales, Lachnaceae. The coding region runs from base 1 to 1950 and encodes 649 amino acids. The transcript is spliced from 3 exons. Gene Ontology annotation, molecular function: FAD binding. The record is from RefSeq and is a predicted model, not a curated record.